AAUGCGUGUGACAGGGAGGGGCCAUGUUGUGGGGCCUGUACGGGCGGCACGGCCAUACCUGAAGAAGGAGCAGGGGCAGUAGGGAUAGAGCACCUAGCAUAAGGUCUGUCAGCGGGGCGGCGAUUUGGCUGUAGUGGGGUACAAAUCACCUAUAAUAUCCAGCCAAGCCUAAGAAGGAUUGGACCUGUUUCUUAGACUUUGGAACCGGCCACUUUUGGAUAGCAUCCACUUUGGCCUGUAGGGGAUUUAUAGUUCCUCGACCCACCUGGUGCCCCAGGCAUUUCAGCCGCCACCUCUGCUAAGGGUCCACUGAGCUGCGAUCUCAGCUCUACCAUGUACUGGUCUGGAAUGAUGCUGUAUCCAAGGCAGGCCCUUUCAAAAUUUUCUAAGAAGGCCUCAGUAUCGUCGCCUGCCUUAUAGACCCUUAAAAUGUCAGGGAGCGAGCUUGAACUAAAUUCACCACCGGAAAAUGCAAGGCUUCAAUAUAUGAAAAGAACGGAGGCUCUGCUAGAUAUGUUUCUUCGACUUCCAGAAGCAGACCAGAAACUCUUUACAAAUGGAUCAUACUUCCUGGGAAUAAAUGGAGGCUUUUGUGGUUUAAUAGCAAACAAUCUUUUCAGACGCAUCCUAAAUGUGACGCAGGCUGGGAUUGCUUCUAGUUUGCCAAUGGCUGUUCUUCCAUUCCUCACAACAGCAGCAAUUUACCAAGCUGCGAUAACUGAACCUUUAAUUUCAGGUGAUCUAACGUGUGCACCCUGUGCCAUAGUCAGAGGAGGAUUAGUUGGGUCUGUUAUGGGUGGUCUAUAUCCCAUUUUCUUGGCCAUUCCUGUAAAUGCAGGACUUGCAGCCAGGUACAGCUCAGCUCCGUUGCCUGGGAAAGAGAAUAUGUUACGCUUUUGGAUUAAAGUCUCUCAACCAGUCUUUAAGAAGAUGAGUUUUGCUAUUCUUCUGCAGGCUGCAUUUGGAAUUUACCUCAGCUCAAGACAGUAUGGAAUAUUUAUGAAAAUGCUCCAGUUGCCUGAAGAACUCAAAGAUUAAAACUGAAAAAUACACAACUCCCUCUAAUGCUUGGGUGGGUUACUACAAUAAACCAUGAAACUAAAUAAGGCAAGAGUUAUUGCUUUGUGGGUUUUUUUAAAUAAGUAAAUCAAGACUUCUCAAUGUCUUUCACUAUUAAAUUGUGAACUGAAACAGA
Messenger RNA from Malaclemys terrapin pileata, 1195 nucleotides. Its product is annotated as transmembrane protein 126A-like. Gene Ontology annotation, biological process: mitochondrial respiratory chain complex I assembly. The transcript is spliced from 7 exons. The record is from RefSeq and is a predicted model, not a curated record. NCBI's taxonomy places the organism in Eukaryota, Metazoa, Chordata, Testudines, Emydidae. Gene Ontology annotation, cellular component: mitochondrion. The coding region runs from base 430 to 1038 and encodes 202 amino acids.